This is a messenger RNA of Melampsora larici-populina 98AG31, 1508 nucleotides long. RefSeq lists its product as uncharacterized. The record is from RefSeq and is a predicted model, not a curated record. The transcript is spliced from 8 exons. The coding region runs from base 199 to 1224 and encodes 341 amino acids. Lineage: Eukaryota; Fungi; Basidiomycota; Pucciniomycetes; Pucciniales; Melampsoraceae.
AGCGCGACUUCAUUUUAAGAUCACAAUCGCGCGUCUAGGCAGGUAUAUAAAGUACAUACCUCCUGCGUUGACUACUCGUCUUCUUCAUCCACAACCCACUUCCUUACAUAUUAAUUAUCUUAACUAAUUCCCUUAUUUAAGCUUUUUACCCUCCGACUUUCUUUCCAAAGCUUUUAAACCACAACCUCAUCCUUCAUUAUGAAAUCUUCAUUAGCCACUGUCGUCUUCCUUGCAGCUUAUGCUGUUAACGCUGACUCACGAGUUGAAAAACGUGAUGCUGCUCUGACUGAUGCCGAUAUCCUCAAUUUUGCAUUAACUUUGGAACACUUGGAAGCUACUUUUUACUCCGAAGGUUUACAGAAAUAUGAUCAAAACACCUUCACCAAUGCUGGUUUCAGUACUGCUACCCGAGCAGCUAUCCAAAAGAUCUCUGAUGAUGAAGCUUCACAUGUUAGCUUCUUAACAUCGGCUCUUCAAGCUGCCGGUGCCACUCCCGUUCAAGCCUGCAAAUACACCUUCCCUUACACAGACGUCAAGUCUUUCCUUGCCGUCUCACAGAUCUUAGAAGGUGUUGGUGUAUCCGCAUACUUGGGUGCUGCUGCUUCGAUCCAAAACCCAGGAUAUCUGACUGCCGCUGCCUCAAUCUUGACUGUUGAAGCCCGCCACAAUGCUUACGUUAGAUUUGUCAACGGCGAUUCUCCAUUCCCCGCUGCAUUCGACACACCAGUUGGUCCUCGAGGAGUAGUUACCCUUGCUACUCCCUUCUUCAGCAGCUGCCCCAACGGUUCUGCCCCGGGUCUUCAAGGUUUCCCAGCUGUUAACAUCACAGGAAAGAUCACCCCAGGGUCAACCUUGUCGAUCUCUGCUGCCAACGCUACAGGUGCCACUACCUGUGCUUUCCUCAGUGGUUUGAACACCACCACCAGCUCAUACAGCAACGGUCAAUGUCAGGUUCCAUCCGAUGGAAAGGUCGGAAAUGGACAGAUCUACGUGUUCUUGACUAAUGGCCCAAAUGUUACUGAUGCCACUACUGUGGCAGGACCUGGUAUCAUGGAGACCGAAACCCCUGGAUCCAUGCAACCCAUUGGAGGUGGUGGCAUGAACUCCACCACUGGACCUAAUGGAGCAGCUGACCGAGCCACUAGUGGUGCUACCUCAAUCCGCGGUGCUUCCAUGAUCUUAGCCUCAUUCUCUGCUGCAGUAGCUUCAUAUAUCUUUAUGUAAAGUUUUCAACGAUCAUAGCAUCUUCGUCUUUCUUAGUAUCACGUGACGCUUUUUCAACCUAUUGCUUGUUUUAACAUGCUUGUGUGUUUCUGUUGAAUGUCUUUCCUCGACCUCAUGAUUUAUUAACGCUCUUUAACGUUAUUUUGUAUGCCACAACAGAAUUUGUUUUUUGUUUGAAUUAUCAUACAGAGUUACAUGCCACGACAGUAAUGUUUUGAUUCCUUUGCGAGCCAGUUGAAGGUAGCCAAUCUCUCCUCCUCACCCAACAAUGAUUUGACGCUUUG